Molecule: messenger RNA, 1256 nt
Organism: Ornithodoros turicata
Lineage: Eukaryota; Metazoa; Arthropoda; Arachnida; Ixodida; Argasidae
Exons: 5
Coding region: 535-1230 (231 amino acids)
Source: RefSeq, a predicted model, not a curated record
UAUAAAUGGUAGCGAAGGCGAGAAAAAAUACCAAAUCUGUGUUAGCAACACUGCGCCCUUCAUGAUACACAUGCGAGCGUGGUUGUUGAGGGGCAAACUACGAACGUAAACAAAAAUAAUUUGAUCGGAGGCGCGAAUAAUGUGUGUAUUAAUCCAAUAUGCAUAUUUUUAAUAUAGCAAUUCGCCCGGUCUGCCAGUAAUACGUAAGAUUAUAGACAGAGCCGAGUACGCUUCCGGUUCCUGUCCCUCAGCAUGUUGUUAGCUACGAGCUUGCCGUACGUUGACUGCGCGCUUUGUGAUUGUUGAUAGCCGUUUUCUUCUUCAUCGUCGUCUUUUCAAUUUCAAACCACCAAGUCAAACAGGGGACACUUCUCGGAGAACUAAGGUAAGGCAGGCACACACGAACAAUGGUAAAACACAACAGAACGCCGGUAAACCUGUUCCUGCAGGCUCUACCGGGAGACGCACCAUGUCGAGGCGCUACAUAAGCGGUGCCUCCUGAAGGAGAAAGGAAACUGUGACGCCGAUGACACUAUGGGCGGUAUAAGUUUCCACCGUUUUCCUCGGGACCCCUUGAGGUACAAGGCGUGGCUGGAGUUUUGCAACCUGGAGGCGGAUACGAGUCUAAUUUCCAUUCGCUCUAAGGUCCUGUGCUCCCAGCACUUCGCACCAGUUGCUUAUUUGCGCACAGGAAGGCUUCGGUGGGAUGCAGUUCCUACAUUGAAGCGCACACUGCAUGGCGUUGGAGGAAGUAGUGCCUACGCCAAUCAGAGCAGACUUGAAAGCAGUGGGCCUUCAACGGAGGAACGUGUGCAAGCUGUGGUAGCCUGCGAUGACGACAGCACAGGAGCAAUACACCUUCACCAGAUGAGUCAUCCUUGCCAUGCUGAAGAGUGUGGUACUGAAGAAAGUCAGCAACAGCGUGAUCUGUCUCAUCAGGACCAUAGCUACGCACAACACGCACCAGCCUUGUCAACACAGAGCACUGUUGUCUCCCCACUAGCUGCAGUUGUCACUCCUCUGCCAGGAACGUCGUCUGGUGUACUGCGUGCAGUCUCGUCACCUCAGCACUUAGGAGGUGGAAGUGGCUGGCAUCCCCCCAAAGAUUGCCCAUCGUCCAGUAGUCUAGCAGCUCCAGCACAGCCAACAAAAGGCAAGCUGGAUAACCUCCGCAAGAAAGUGCACCAGUUGCAAGCCCUGUGUUCAGCACCUGUGUUCAUAGAUACCUAGCAUACAUUUUCUAUUUUGAAUCUUCA